Fusarium subglutinans is the source of this 1185-nucleotide messenger RNA. RefSeq lists its product as uncharacterized. The coding region runs from base 1 to 1185 and encodes 394 amino acids. The transcript has a single exon. The record is from RefSeq and is a predicted model, not a curated record. NCBI's taxonomy places the organism in Eukaryota, Fungi, Ascomycota, Sordariomycetes, Hypocreales, Nectriaceae.
AUGGCGACCGAAAACCUCAUUCCCGAUUACAACAUCCUGUCUGGCAUUCCUAUGAUAAAGGAUUCCGUGUCCAACUUGGAGAACACAGUCAAAGAAAGAUGUAACGUUAUCUUAAGUAACUUCACGACCUGUACUUUCAGUAUCCACCUGAACACUCCCGCCGCCGGUUCUCCGGAACAUGUUCUGGUCCGUCUAGAGUCUUCCAGCGACCGAUUCUCAACGGUGGCUGCUCUCCAGAAGCUCGCCCAUUUCCAGUUGCCUGACCUUGUACCUCGCGUCUUGGACGUUGGUAAAACCUCCACUGCGCAAGGACAGCGGCUUGAAUAUUCAGUCACUGAAUUUAUCUCUAACGCCAUCACCCUAGAGCAAGAGUGGGACAAGAUUGAUGGCCCAGCACAGAAAGAUUUAAUGAGCUCAGUUAUUGACGCAGUCUCCAAGCUGCAAAAUCUCACAUUGGAUAGCGAGCAUGCCCAAAAGACUUUAGAAGGAACUUCUUACUACUGCGACGGCAAGAUGGCCUUCAUUGGCGGCCCGGAGCUUGGUUAUCACUCCGAUAUAGCAGGAUUUCUGGCGAAGCUUGCGGGCAGUGCUUCUCCCGACAAAACCAACUUCAGUGCUACGCGUACUUCAAACAGCUUCGUUGUAGAGUCUAAGAUCGAAAAUGUCGACCGGGUUGAGUUAACUAGCUCUGACCUUGUUGAACUUCGAAAGCAUGUCGUUUUUUGCCAUGAUGAUCUCGAGCCUCGCAACAUCCUCAUAAAGCGCGACAAUGCCCACAGUGGAAAAUGGAACAUAGCCGCUAUUAUCGACUGGGAGAUGGCUGGCUUCUUUCCUUUUGCAUACGAGUAUGGUCACAAAGAUGCAGAGCUGGGGUCCUCCAAUCUACACUUCACAUACUACACACUCUUCAAAGAACAGUCACGUCAUUUGUUGGCGGGAGGCAAAUCCGCCAUGAAGCUAUUGGAGGCGCUCCGGGCAAUGGAUGUGUCAAAGAAAAGUUGCCCAACGAAGAAUGUCAGCCGACGUUUCCAGGCAAGGUGGCUGGAGAGGGAAAAGGUCGAGCUGUCACCGGAUGUGCAAGUCGGAUGGGUCCGGAAGGCCGGUGUUGAAGACGUUGGCGUCUUUACCAAGCAGGAAAACGAGGAUAUUGAAAUGGAGAUUCUCAAAGAACUUGGAUACGUCUAG